AUGCCGCCUUUACCUCCGUCGCAGAUCCUCGUGCUCGGGAUGCACCACGCGGGCACGUCGAUCGUCGCAAACUUGACCAUGAUGCUGGGCGCCAACGGCGGCACGCUCGAGGGCAUGCUGCUGCACCCAUCGAACCCGCUCAAAUACUGGGAGCGCGCCGAUGUGGUCGGCCUCGAUGAGGAGCGGCUGGCUGCGGGCGUGGAUGCGGCCGCGGCGCGCUACACUCUGCCUGACUGGGUGGCGUACGGCUUCGAUGCCGACAAGCCGGCGACCAAGGUGCACUCGACGGCGGAGGCGAAGGGCGUCGUGGCAAAACUCAACGCCCAGCGACCGUGGGUGACAAAAGACCCGCGCAUGUCCCUCGUCGCCUCGGAGUGGGUCGAGCUGCUCGACGCGCCCGCCUGCGUCAUCGUGCACCGCGAGCCCCUCUCCAUCGCCAACUCGAUGAUGAUCUACUCGCACAACGUGUCGUACGCAGAAUGGGCAGCGGUCUACGAGGCGUACUACGGCGGCGUUGCGCGCGCCUGCGCCAUCGUGCCCACCGCCGUGGUCCACCACGAGGAGCUCAUGGCGCGACCAUACGCCGCGCUGACAAGACUGCACGCGGACCUCUCCGCCCUCGGUGUCGAGCGGCUCACCAUGCCCACCGAGGAGCGCAUCAACGCGCUCCUGCGCCCGUCGCCCAAGACGUCGGUCACCUACCUCGCCUCGGAGCGGAAGGUGCUGGGCGCGGCCGCGCCAGCCCUCUCCGACUCCAUCUUGCGUGGCGAGGUCGUGAGCCGCCCCGCUUCGCCGUGGCUCUUCAUCCCGCUCCGCAAGUCGCAGGCCUACGCCACCCUCCUGACGACGGACAACAGCGACUACUUCCGCGGCGCCAUGGUGCUCGGCUCCUCGAUCCGCUCCUUCGAUUCAGCGCGCGACAUGGUGUGCCUCGUCACGUCGUCGGUGCCCGAGGAGUGGCGCUCCGCCCUCACCGUUGCCGGCUGGACAGUCGCCGUCGUCGACGAGGUUGCCGAGUUUUGGUUUGGAAAGUCCGAGGAGUGCUCCAGGUUUGACAAGGACCAGGGCGAGCGGUGGGGCCACAUGGCCACCAAGCUGCGGCUGUGGCAGCAGCUCAAGUACAAGCGCAUCCUCUACCUGGACGCCGACACAGUCCUCACCGGCGAUGCUUCCGACGCCUUUGACAAGGUCAAGGGCUUCGCCGCCGAGCGCGCCCGCUUCCACUCGUACUUCAACGCGGGCGUGAUGAUGCUGUCGCCGUCCGAGGCCACCUACCAGGACCUGCUCGCUGAGGGCAGCAAGGAGCACAAGAACAAGUUUGGCAACGUGAUCGACUGCACCGAACAGGCCCUCCUCAACUCGUACUACGACGGCUCCACGCCCGAGCGCGGCGUCACCAAGCUCGCCAUCGGCCGCGCUGACGUGGCCAACGACUGGCAGGCCGCCGGCGCCGGCGCGCCUUUUGCCGUGCACUGGAUCACGCACUCGUGCCCCAAGCCGUGGGUGGUCGCCGACGGCGAGGAGGCGGUGCCGUCCGACUGCGAUGCGGUGAUGUACGCCUACUGGAAGCGCGUGUGGGACCGCCUGACCUCGGCCACCGAAGAGUCCUCCAAGGGCAGCAUCGGCAGUCGGCGCCCCAAAGUGCGCCGCAUGCUGCGCCGCCUCGCGGGCGUCAGCGCGGGCCACUCGACGGCGCAGGCCCUGCAUUGCGAGUACGAUUGCCCGCAGCCCCCACCGCCGCCGCCAUGCCAGCCUGGCGUAACCUGCGUCGGCGGCCCGUGCUCGCUCACCGACGGCGGCUCGUGCGCCGCGUCGCCAAACUAUCCGAACAGCUACGGCAGGAACGAGGAGUGCACCAUCAGCGGCGUGCCGCCGGUCGAGCUGGAGACAGUCGCAUUUGAUGUGGAGCAAUGCGGCAGCUGCGGUUGUGACUACCUCACCGUCAACGGCACAAAGUACUGCGGCACCUCGGGGCCGAAUGGCGCGGUCUGCUGGGCGACCCGCCCGCCUUCACCGCCACCAGCGCCGCCAUCACCGCCUUCACCGCCAUCACCGCCGCCUCAACCGCCUCCACCGCCAACACCGCCAUCACCGCCGCCGCCGCCGCCGCUGCCGCCGCUCUCCCCCGGCUUCGAUGUCGCCGCGGCGACCGAGAACGAGCUCCGCUCCCUGAUCGAGGACGCUACUUCAGCUGCUGCCAACGUCUCCAUCUACCUGCCGCCCGGCGACGUCGAGAUCAUCGAGUCGGUCGUGAGGGACUGCUCGGCUGGCGCUGACGGCGGCGUCGUCUACUCGGCGAACAGUGGUGCGGUCUCGAUAACCAGCUCGGACGUGUCGGGCUGCUCUGCUACCGAUGACGGCGGCGUCGUCUUCGCGUCUCGCAGCGGUGCGGUCUCGAUAAUCGAGUCGAACGUGACCGACUGCUCUGCUGGCUAUGUUGGCUUCCAGCCCAAGUUCAAGAUCGUGGUCAGCUUCUACCAGGUCGUUGCGACGCUCGGCCCCGUCUACGGCGUCCGCCUCCACGAGGACUUUACGCGCUGGACCGACUUCAUCGACGCGAUCAGCUUUGAUCUGCUCGGCCUCACCUACCCGGACGCGUGCAUCGGCUCGAUGGCUGACCGGCUCCUGCUCGCCGGUCUGUGGCCGUUUGCAGCCAUGCUGCUCGGAGGCGCCGCCAUCGCCUGCUACGCACUCGCGGAGUGGCUUCUGUCUGGUCGCGCCGGCAGCCUCCGUCGCGACCUCGUCCGCUCUACGCUGCGCCGCCUGCUCUACUGGGCCAUCCUCGUCGCCUACCUCGUGCUGCCCUCCGUCUCGCGCUCCAUCUUCAAGGCGAAGCAGUGCGAGUCGUACGACAUCAACGUCUUCACCGGGGACACACGCAGCUAUCUCGUAGCCGACCUCGACGUGCUCUGCAGCACCGACGAGCACCGCGGCCUCGACGCGUACUUUUGGGCCUUCUUCGUCCUCUGGCCGGUGCUCGUCCCGCUAGCCUUCCUGGCGCUCCUGCUCUCGAUCCGCUCCGAGGUGCGGGCGCAGCGAGUCAGGGCCACGGCCCGAGCCAGCCGUUUCCUCUGGCGCGACUACGACCCGCGCUUCCUCUUCUGGGAGGUCGUCGAUCUGGGCCGCAAGCUGUCUCUCGCUUCACUGGUGCUCUUCAUUCAGACAGACACCGGGUCGAGCAAGAUCCUCCGCCUCUUCGUCGCCUCUGUCGUCUCGGCCCUCUACCUCGCCGUCCUCGCCCUCGCCCGACCCUUCAAGCGAUCCGCCGACCUCUACCUCGCGUGCACCGCCAAUCUGUUUCUCGCCUGCUGCUUCACCUCCGGAACGGUGAUUCAGCUCUGCGAGAGCGCCGCCUACGAGGACAUGUGCAAGACCCUCGUCGGCUUCGAGAGCGCGCGCGGAGCGAGUGAGUUUGUAAUCGCGCUCACCGCCGCAAUGCUGGCCGCGUCGCUGCUCGUCGUCCUCUUCAAGAUAAUCAGCGCCGUCCGCGCGCCCACCAUCCGCCUCUGCUCCUCCGGCCGCCCCCCAGUCCUCGAGCUGUCCCCCGAGUGCCACUUCCACGGCUUCAUCUCGCACGCCUGGGGAACUGGCCAGGACCAGACGCACACCGUCGUGCGGCGACUCCAGCUUCUUCUCCCCGGCGUCCGGAUCUGGCUCGACGUCGACAACCUCGAGGACGUGGGCAAGCUGGAGGAGUCAGUGGCCGACGCGAAUACCUUCCUCGUCUUCCUCAGCGCCGGCUACUUCAAGAGCUUCAACUGUCGCCGUGAGCUGUACGCGGCGCUCGGCAAAGACCGGCCCUUCAUCCCCAUCUUCGAGGCAGACGUGGCAAAGGGCGGCGCCUCGAUCGAGGCGUUGAAGGCCGAGUGCCGCGAGAACUGCGUCGAGGUCGCCCCGCCCGCCUACCCUUCCUACGGCGGGCCAGACGAGAUGAUCGCGCGCGUGUUUGAGGAGGCGAAGCCGAUCGUGUGGGUGCGGGUGAACAUCUUUCAGCUCGUGUCGCUCAAGGCUGUCGCGCUGCGCAUGCUGCUGCACUCUCCGUACUACGCGAGCCGCCCGGCCGAGCUUGAAGCGGGAGUGAUGGUGCCCGGCGAGGCAGGCCCCGUUGCCUUUAGCGGCCCCGUCACUAUCCUCGUGUGCCGCGGCAACGAGGAUGCCUUUGGUAUAGCAGAGGAGCUCAAGAAUGCGGCGGUGGAGGGGCGCGGCUCUACCGCCAGCGCCGAGGCGGUCGAGAUCCGCGAUGCGGAGGAGGCGCUCGAGGGAGCCAACGCGGCCCCGUGCGAGGGCUUCCCCGUGUUCCUGCUCUACUUGAACGACAAGACCUUUCUUGACGCCGGCGGCGCUGUCGCGCGCCUCGUGCAAGCGGCGAUGGACCAAGGCAUCACCAUCGCCAUGGUCCACGAGCAGGAGCCAAGCUGCGGCGGCGUUCCUUUCGGUCGCUUCUUCCAGCAGACGCCGCAGGUGCUGCAGCGGCCGCCGUACAAGCUGUUCGACACGGUGGCGGUGGCGCUCUACCCGGCUCCGGAGCAUCGUGAGGUGAGCAGCACCCUCGCCCUCGUCUACGGCGUCCGCCUCGACGAGCACUUUACCCGCUGGCUCGACGUGCUCAAGCUGUUCAGCCUGGACCUGUUUGGCGUUCAGCACUCGCAGCCGCGCAGGGCCCCGGGGACUCAAAGGCAAUGCAUCGCGAACAUGCGGCCCCCCAAGGCGUGGGUUAUGGUUGGCGAGGCUGUCGGCUCGCCCGUCGCCAAGGCGGACGCGCGCCGCGAGGCUGUGCUGUACGUGCAUGAGUUUGCGCUGCGGGGCGCCCGCCUCUCCUGGCUGGCGGAGGGCGAGGAGGCCUGCAUUGCCUCGAUGCUUGGCACGCCCAUUGAUCCGCUCGUGAUUCAAGACGCCGGCUCCGUCAACGAGGCGCUUCUCGACAUCGCCGUCAACCACUCCGCGACGACCACCGCCCGGCUGCACGCCUGCCACCGCCGGUCGUCGGCGCAGUCGCCGCCGCUCGCUGUGGCGCGCGGCACCGGAGAGGCCGAUGCGAGGCGAGGCGGCGGCGAAAGGGCGGAGACCGGCGGCGGCGGCGCUGCGGACGAGGCCGAGACCGAGGUCCUCCCCUCGUCGCUCGAGGCCCUCCCCUCGUCGCUGCUGCAGCUGAUCCUUUGCUUUUGCGGCUCGACGCGCGCAGCGGUGGGCCGCUCGUGCCCCCCCUCGGUUGUCUCGUACGACGAGCGCACGGGGCUGCUCCGCAAGACGUCGCGGCUCGGCAACCCUCUCGUGAUGCUCGGCGAGUCGGUGCGACCGAGCGUGCGGCGCGGCGGCCUGCUCGAGAUACACGAGCCGCGCCCCGUGUUUUUCGUCUUUCAGGCGCCCGGUGCGAGCACCUUCCUCGCCUUUGUCCUCAACGGCGCGCUGAUGGGCAGCCCCUUCCCCCUGCCCGCCCGCCGCACCGUGGUCGCAUGGCGCUUCUUCGUCCGCUUCGACGCCGUCGACGGCACCGCCGCCGCCGUCGUCGAGCUGCGGAUCGGCAAGGCAAUCGUCAGGUGGUCGCCCGAGCGGCCUCUUGUCCUCGUGAGCGGCGAGGUCGGCGCGGCGGCAACGGAUCCCAGCCGCUGGCGCUUGCGCGACUUUGGCGUCGGGUUUGAUCCCGGGACCGAUUGUCAGACGCGCGACAUCUUCGCCAGCUUGCCGCACCUCAUCUCCUGA
Molecule: messenger RNA, 5700 nt
Organism: Emiliania huxleyi CCMP1516
Lineage: Eukaryota; Haptophyta; Isochrysidales; Noelaerhabdaceae
Exons: 14
Coding region: 1-5700 (1899 amino acids)
Biological process (GO): signal transduction
Molecular function (GO): glycosyltransferase activity
Source: RefSeq, a predicted model, not a curated record